Colletotrichum spaethianum is the source of this 219-nucleotide messenger RNA. RefSeq lists its product as uncharacterized. The coding region runs from base 1 to 219 and encodes 72 amino acids. NCBI's taxonomy places the organism in Eukaryota, Fungi, Ascomycota, Sordariomycetes, Glomerellales, Glomerellaceae. The record is from RefSeq and is a predicted model, not a curated record. The transcript has a single exon.
AUGAGAUUUCAUGGCCAACGUCGUCUGCUUGAGAGACAGAUAGGUUGGGACUUGGAACCAUCCUUGCCGGACCGGGACCUUCCUAUCAUCUCGGCGAUUGCGGCUACAGACGCCGACAGUCUCCACUGCUCCGAGGAGCCGGAUCCGAUGACCCAGAUGACCGAGCUGAUCAUUGACACGACCCAUCCCGACAGACCCAGCUCCGAAUCCAAGAUCUGA